This is a messenger RNA of Dictyostelium discoideum AX4, 2238 nucleotides long. RefSeq lists its product as hypothetical. The coding region runs from base 1 to 2238 and encodes 745 amino acids. Lineage: Eukaryota; Evosea; Eumycetozoa; Dictyosteliales; Dictyosteliaceae. The transcript has a single exon. The record is from RefSeq and is a predicted model, not a curated record.
AUGAAAAUAAAUAAUUUAAUUUACAAUGAAGGUAAUUCAUCCAUUAAUGUAAAUUUAAAUAGUUUUAAAAAAUUAUUACAACCACCAAAAGAAAAUAUAAAUUUAGUAGCAAUGGAUGAUAAAACUAUUGAAAUACUUGGAUCGGAUGAUGAUAUUAGAAGAGUAUUAAAUUCAUUGAAAAUUCAAGUUGAUAAACAUGGUAAUUCAUUAAUUGAAUCUGAUAAAUCAAUUGGAAAAACAACAUUAAUUAAAAACUAUAGUCAAUUAUUUAAUGACCAGUAUGACCUAAUUACAAUGAUUCAUAAUGAAUCAAUGGAUAAAGAUUUAUCAACAUUCGCAAUGUAUAUUGAAAAUUAUGAAAAUGAAAAUAAUAAUAAUAAUAUUCAACUAUUUGAUAAAUUAACAAAUAUAAAUAAUUUACCAAUACUUGUAAAUGAAAAACUUUAUAAAUAUUUGAAUGAAACAAAUAAUAAUUGGUUAAUUUUAUUUGAUAAUGCAAAUUUAAAAAAUUUAAAUGAAUUUCAAAAAUCAGUACCUUUAAUUUUUAAUAGUAAUAACAAUUGUAAACAUCAUAUAUUAAUUACAACUAAAGAAUCUCAAUUAAACAAUAUUGAAGAUUUUAGUGAUUUAGUAUCAUUUACAUUAGAACCAUUUUAUGAAAGAACUAAAUCAACAAUUUUUAUUAAUAAUCAAACAAAUGAAAAUAAUUUAUUUUUUUAUAAUAAAAAUGAAGUUAUAAAAAAGGGGAUUAUUCCAGAAGAUGUUUCACAUUUAAUUUUAGGAUUAGAUUAUAAUUUACCAAUACCAGAUCAAUUUAUAAUACCAAGAUCAGUGGUUGAGAUAACAUUUGGGUUUAAUUAUAAUAUAUCAUUCUCUGAAACUAUUUUACCAAAUUCAAUUACAAAAUUAGUAUUAGGUCAUGGAUUUAAUCAAAUUAUAUAUCCGGGUGAUUUACCAAACAGUAUUAAACAUUUAGAAUUGGGUCAUUGUUUUAAUCAAAUUUUACAAGUUGGUUCAAUACCUUCAUCAACAACAUUUUUAAAAUUUUCACAUUGUUAUAAUCAAAAUUUAAAACCUGGUGUGAUACCAUCAAAAGUUAGAGUAUUAGAAUUUGGUCAUUGUUUUGAUAAAGUGAUCGGAAAGAAUACAUUACCAUAUGGUUUAUUAAGUUUAAAAUUUGGUAACUUUUUCAAUCAACCAAUUGAAAUUGAUGAAAUUCCAAAAACUGUUAAAUCAAUUCACUUUGGGUACUACUUUAAUCAACCAAUACCUGAAAAUGUAAUACCAUUCGGUGUUUAUGAUUUAACAUUUGGGUGGUCAUUUAAUCAAGUGUUAACAGAAGGUAGUAUACCAAACUCAAUUUGUAAUUUAAUUUUCAACGGAAUGUUUAAUCAAAUGGUAUCAAACACUAACACUAUCCCACUAUCAGUACAACAUUUGCAAGUUGGUAAGAAUUUCAAUCAGCCAAUUAACAAUCUAUCAUCAUCAAUCACACAUUUAACUUGGAAUAGUGAAUUUAAAUUAAAAGAAGACCAAUUACCAAUGACAAUUACUCAUUUAACAUUUGGUGAUAAUUUUAAUAAAUUGGUUAAAGGCCAUUUACCAAAUUCAAUAACUAGAAUUGAUUUUGGUAACUUUUUCAAUCACCCAAUUCCAAAGAGUUACUUUCCACAAUCUUUGACUCAAUUAAACUUAGGUUACAAAUUUAAUAAACAAAUUCAACCAUUUGUUUUACCACCAUCUCUAACUCAUUUAACUUUAUCAAAUGAUUAUAAUCAAAACCUAUUACCUGGAACAUUACCACAAUCUUUAAAAUAUUUAUCAAUGGGUCAAUCAUUUAAUAAACCUUUAGUUUUAAAACAAGGUUUGUUUUCAACAAUUGUUAAAUUUUUAAAUAAUCAAAAUAAUAAUAAUAAUAAUCAAAAUAAUAAUAAUAUUAAUAAUAGUAAUAAUAAUAUUAUUAUUAAUCAAAAUCAAAUAAUUAAUGAUAAUUUUAUUUCAUUACUUCCAAAUAAUCUUGAAAUAAUUUCAUUAGGUUGGAAAUAUAAUCAACCAAUUUUAAAAGGUAUUCCUGAAACUGUUAAAGAAAUUAGUUUUGGUCCUUUCUUUUCACAUCCAAUUCAAAAAGAUACUUUACCACCAUCUGUUAAAAAAAUAAAUGUUUUUGGUGGUAAAAAAAAUACUCAAAUAUUCGAUAAUAUUUGUAAAUCUAUUAAAAUUAAUUAUCCUGAUGAAUAA